This is a messenger RNA of Salvelinus fontinalis (brook trout), 2382 nucleotides long. RefSeq names its product protein lin-54 homolog. The record is from RefSeq and is a predicted model, not a curated record. Gene Ontology annotation, biological process: regulation of DNA-templated transcription. The coding region runs from base 1 to 2382 and encodes 793 amino acids. The transcript has 14 exons. NCBI's taxonomy places the organism in Eukaryota, Metazoa, Chordata, Actinopteri, Salmoniformes, Salmonidae. Gene Ontology annotation, cellular component: nucleus.
AUGGACGUGGUGUCGCCAGAGCUGAACAGUCUGCUCCCUGAUGAGAUCAUGGACACAGAGGCCAUCAUCAUGGAUGACGACCCCCCCUCCGAGUCCCCUGCAGCCUCUGGCCAAUCACAGCCUAGUGACGACUCACCAGUCCCCAUGGAUACGGAUGUGCCCGCUGUCCCAGAGAUUGUAAGCCUGUGUUCGGACGCCCCUCCAACCCAGCUGACCCAAGCCGGGACCACCCCCACAGGUUCCACCCUCUGUAGCACAACCUCUGCUACCCAGCUCCUCCUCACCUCUUCCACGGUUUCAUCCUCCUCCCUCACCUUGCGACCCGCCACAGCCUCCACCCUAACCUCAACCACUCCUAAAACCACCAGCAGCCUCUCCCGGGUUAGUCUCACCUCGGGGGGCUUACAGAAGCUCUCAGCCCCCUUCACCCUCUCAGCCAACCACCAGAUCAUCCUCAACAAGGUGGCCUCAUCCCCAGGCGCAGACAUCACCAGGUCCCAAGGCACCACCACUACUACCACUACUCCAGGGGGCCAGCAGUUCAUGGUGACGGCCAUAGGGAAGUCUGGCCAGCCUAUUGUGCUGCAGCUGCCCCACACAGGCUCCAAGUCUGCCUCAGUGCAGGGUCUGGGGGAGGCCAAGGCCAACCCGCAGCAUUUCAAGGUGGUGACGGUCAGCUCCGCCAGUCAGGUAUCCACCCUGCAGGCCCAGCAGCUGAAGACUGUACAGAUUGCUCAGAAAACUCAGGUGUCGUCGGCUGGACCAAUCAAGUUUGUCUUUACUAAAGCUGUCAACAACAAAGGUCUGACUGCCCAGACAUCAGUAUCCAAUGUCAUUACAGGUCGGGUCCUGUCCACAAGCAGCCCAGUGACCCCCCCGCGGACCAUCACCCUCUCUGAGACCCUCGGCUCCAGCUCCAGCAACAAGAUCGCCAUCUCCCCCCUCAAGUCGCCCAGCAAGUUGACAGUGGUGUCGGUGGCCUCACAGGUCCCCAACUCCCCUCACAAGUCAGUGUCUCUGCCUCUCAACAUGGCCCACCUGGGACAUCAGAUACUAUUACAACAGUCUACAUCCACCUCCCCAGCCAAGACCAUGAAGCCUGUGCAGACUGUGACGGUGGGAGGGGUGGGCGCCCCCCAAUUUAAGACCAUCUUUCCCCUGUCCACCCCGUCCAACGUGCAGCAGAUCCAGGUGCCAGGCAGCCGCUUCCACUACGUCAGGCUGGUCACUGCCACCACGGGCAGCAGCACGGGACAUGCCGGCAGCCCCAUCACUAACUCAUCCAUGACAGCCAAGCCCAUGGUGGUCAACACAACCCAAGUCAGGAUGUCUGUCCCCAUUGUCCCAGCACAGACAAUGAAGCAGGUGGUGCCUAAGCCCUUGACAUCGUCAGGCCAGGUGCUGACCACUCAGACCCAACAGAGGUUGAUCAUGCCCGCCACAUCGCUACCCCAGAUUCAGCCCAACCUCACCAACCUACCCCCGGGCACCGUGCUGGCGCCUGGCUCUGGGAACAUGGGCUACGCCGUGCUGCCCGCACAAUACGUCACACAGCUCCAGCAGUCGGCGUAUGUGACUCUGGCCAGCAGCUCUGGGUUCUCCACCCCUACAGGCAUUCAGACUCAGGCCAGACUGCCUCUCAAUGGCUUAUCAACAUCGGGCGCUGCCUUCAGACCACGGAAGCCCUGUAACUGCACCAAGUCUCAGUGUCUCAAACUGUACUGUGACUGCUUUGCCAACGGGGAGUUCUGUCAGAGCUGUAACUGUACCAACUGCUUCAACAACCUGGAACACGAGACCGACCGAGCUAAAGCCAUCAAGGCGUGUCUGGACCGUAACCCAGAGGCGUUCAAGCCGAAGAUUGGUAAAGGUAAAGAGGGCGAGUCGGACCGCAGACACAGCAAAGGCUGCAACUGUAAACGCUCAGGCUGCCUGAAGAACUACUGCGAGUGUUACGAGAUCCUUCAGGAGGGGGACUCGCAGGCCAAGAUCAUGUGCUCGUCUACCUGUAAGUGUGUGGGCUGUAAGAACUUUGAGGAGAGCCCUGAGAGGAAGACUCUGAUGCACCUGGCCGACGCAGCUGAGGUCAGAGUUCAACAACAGACGGCAGCCAAGACCAAGCUGUCAUCACAGAUCUCAGACCUGCUUACACGGACCACUCCCGCCAUCACCAGCGGAGGGGGGAGGAUGCCCUAUACGUUUGUGACGAAGGAGGUGGCGGAGGUGACGUGCGAGUGUCUGCUGGAGCAGGCUGAGCAGGCAGAGCUGAACCAGCAGCCCCAGGCCACCGCAGAGAGGAUGAUCCUGGAGGAGUUUGGACGCUGCCUCAUGAGGAUCAUCAGCUCGGCGGGCAAGACAGACUGUCCCUCCAUCAACUGCUAG